Messenger RNA from Notolabrus celidotus (New Zealand spotty), 7225 nucleotides. Its product is annotated as kinase non-catalytic C-lobe domain-containing protein 1. Bases 264 to 5444 code for a protein of 1726 amino acids. NCBI's taxonomy places the organism in Eukaryota, Metazoa, Chordata, Actinopteri, Labriformes, Labridae. Gene Ontology annotation, biological process: small GTPase-mediated signal transduction. Gene Ontology annotation, molecular function: guanyl-nucleotide exchange factor activity. The transcript is spliced from 31 exons. The record is from RefSeq and is a predicted model, not a curated record.
AGUGUGUCGCCUGUUUCUGUGGAGGUGUAGUAGUCAUGACAGCCUCUCACGCAUUUCCCACAAUAACGUCCUCAUUUCACGCGCGUCGUGCUUCCUCUUCUGUUUACGGAGCCGAAUGUCCCGCAGUGACCAUCGAUCAUUACCCGGACUGCAGCAAGCCUGUGCUCGGUGAACCCAGACAGCUCGGGCAUGCCAUCGGUGUCAGAUAGAAACAUCAUUCAGGCCACAUUUCGCUUCUUACUUGAAGAGUGAAAGUUGGGGCGAUGGAGACUCCGGGGAGUGAGGCUACGGUCACUAUGAUGGGGAGAACUGAGGAGGGAGACGGCUUCUAUGAUCUGGAGCACCUGCCGCCGCUGCUGGAGGAUGAGGAAAAUGUGUCCCUGGCUGACAUCCUCUCUCUGCGGGACAGCUGUCUGUCUGAGGACGAGGUGUGGGCGGUGUGUGCAGAGUGUGUUGUGGCGCUGCAGAGCAUCAGACCGUCCCACCUCUUCCACACCCUCUGUAUCACACCCGACACUCUGGCUUUCAACGCCCAUGGGAAUGUUUGUUUCAUGGAACAGCUCAGCGAUGAUCCAGAAGGCUCCUUUGUGCCGCCUGAGUUCGACAGCACAGGCAGCACGUUUGAGGGUCAUGUUUACUCUUUGGGCUCCACUCUUUCUGCUGCACUGAGCUUUGUCAUCGAGCCAGAGCUGGAGGCCGAGCUGGGAGAGGAAAUCCAGAAGCUGCUGGAGCAGAUGCAGGAGGAGACACCUGAGGACCGGCCGCUCUUGCAGGACAUCCUGUCUCUGGCUGAAGCCCGGCUGUCUCCUGCCUCAUCCGCUGCUGUGUGCAGAAAGCUCUCCUCUGUUGGACGACGGGUGCUCUCCAUCGAAUCAGUAUCAACCUUUCAAGAUGGACAGGAAGGCUCAUGGGAGGCGCGAUGGCAGCAUCCCAAACCCAGAUGUCUGCUUAAAAGACUGAGCUCAGAUGAUAAUACCAAAGAGCUCUGUGUGGAUACUUCUGCUAAAGCUAAUGGAGUGUCCAGGAAGCAGGUGUGUGGGGGCUGGGAUUCCUCUCUCUGGGCCGAGGACAUGGACGGCAGUGAUGGAGACGGUUUGAUCCUUGCAGACGAGUUGGACUACAGGUCCUACAACAGCUCCCCGGUGAGGAGGAGAGCCCAGCAGAGACUGGCCCGAGGCAGGGGGGCUCUUAACCGCUCCUGCUCGGUCCCAGACUCCAACAACCCCCCCUGUCUCUCCCCAGCUGCUCACGGAGAUAUCAGCGUACCUGUGUCUGACCUCAGUGAGAUAGGAGCUGAUGAACAUUUGAGCGGCAGGUCUGUGUGGAGUAACAGACUUGAAAGACUUGAGCGGGGCAAGUCCUGCGAGUCCUACCCUCACAGCAGCACUGAGGAUUAUGGGAACUCGUUUGUGGACAGAAAAAUGUCAGAAGAAAAUGAGGACACUGCAGAGACAUUAUGCAGUGUGGAAACAAACAUCCAAGAGGAUCAUGAUUGUGAAUCCAAUAACUGCACCCAGGAUUCAGUUUCACCCUUCACUUCAUGUCAGGAUCUGGAGCAGGAAGAGGACUUGUGUAAAGAGCAGAGCUCACUGAACCACAGCCUCUACAUUCUCAACAACCAUAUGACCAAAAGCAUGCUGUGCCUCAAUGAAGAAUCUCAGGACGAGUGGAUCUCUCUCAGAGAGUUGCUGACUCGGUGUGAACGAAGGCUGACAGUGAAUGAGCUCUGGGCUCUGUGUUUCACCUGCCUGUCAUCACUGCAGACAUACAUCGACUUCCCAACCUAUUUAUGUCUCGACACAGUUCAUGUGGGCUCUGAGGGAGAAGUACUUUUCUUGAAACCUAAAAACAUUGGAGCCAGAGAUGAUUUUUUUCUUGCUCCUGAAUAUCAAGAACAUGGAAUUGUGACUGAGAAGGUUUGUGUGUAUGGAGUUGCUGCUAUUCUUUGGGCGACGGCCAAGUUUGGUUUAUCACCCAAUCAAAAGCUGGCAAUGCCACGCAAACUGAAGAGACUGCUGCUGGAGAUGGCUAAGAGGACACCAAUUGAGAGACCUUCCAUCGUCAUGGCCAAAAAGAGCUGUCGUGACAACUUGUCACGUCAAGGGACGAGUGCUGAGACCGUCUGGACGAACCUCAUCAGCAGAGUCCACCCACCAGCCUCAAAACCCAGUGAUGCAGAUGGUUUGAAUGCAAGUGAAACUCAUCAAAGCGCGUGUGAAGAGUCUGUACAAAACAGCGGCUUUGUGCCCACGGCCACUGAGAGCCGACUGGCUCCUGUGCCUGGCCCUGUUCCCCACAGCUACCCAGUCCACAAAGAACUCCAACUUCCAGAAGCCUUCACCUCCACUGCUACGCACUUCUCCCCCAUCAUCCUAACCAGUGAAGGGGACUCGGAGGAGGAGGGCCCAGACCCUGGAGCUGCCAUCGAGGGGACUGUGGAUGGACUAAGGAAAAGCAGUGAAAGCAUUGAGGACAGAGACCCUGAUUUCACAACACACCCAGAGUACCCAUAUUGUGCCAGGACUGAAGCCAGUCUUCAAACACAGUCACCUGUCAGUCAGGCAGAAUUAACUACAACUUGCAGCGAUAAGACACCGGCCAGCAACGCUUCUUCUCUCGCUGAUAUUUCCUGUAUGGAAGUAUCCUCUAACCUGAAUGGUUGUGGUGUUUUCAACAAUUACCUGUUCCAUCAGGAUCCCAGGACUGGACAUCUCUCCCUGGUGCCUGUUCAUGUACGGGCUCCAGAGUCUUUUCAGGGGUUGGACAUAAAUCUCUCCUUGGUGCCACAGCCUCUGCAGAGACUAAUCACAGCUCCAGAGAGCACUGACGAUCAGUUUAAUAACUGUCUGGAUGAGCCUGAACACCAGGAUUAUGACUCACAAUCAUAUUUUUUCAAAGGUAGCUCCAUCAUUUCUGACAGCACACCGGCACACAGUUCACCCAGAGCUUACAACAGACGGACAGAUGCAGGAACACACAAUGAGGACCAGCUUAAAGUCCACCCUACCCUGCAGGAGGUGAUUGACCUUCUCAAAGGGGAGUUUUCUCUUGAUGGAUGCUUGGACAAUGGACAUGAAGACAUCGCAAUGGGGGAGUACAUCUUCUCUUUGAAGGACCUCCAGUACCACAGCUUUGCUAGUGUUGUGAAGGAGAGGUUCAGUCAUCUGUACUGGGAAGAGGACUUGCUGGGUGUACUGCACUGCCUGGUGAACUACAGCUCAUCCACACUCGCAUCUAAUGAGCAGCCCUCAUCAAAGACUGUGGAAAGGGCAGAUGUUAUACCACCCUCGAUAGCGACUGUCUGGGCAGAGAAGAGGGAAGUUUGCAUACAUGGUUGUUUCGACCUGAAUGGAAACAUUCACACUUCCAGUCCUUCUGCAGGGGUUUCUUGGGACAGAGCUGAGGCCCAGUCAUGUCACAGAGAAAAUGAAGCUUCUCUUGAAGAUUUUAAAACAACAUCAGAGGAGAGUCAACACUUAAUCUGUGGAGGCAUGAGCACCGACGGCUCAGAUGCAGGGGUCAUGGAGGGAGGAGAAUAUUCAGUGGGGGGCAGUGAUGAAAGCCCCUCUGAAGCUGACUUUCUAUCAGGGAGAGAUGAAGGCCUGACAGGGGACCACGACGAGCAGAUGAGCCCGGACUGCUCGGAGGAUAUGGAGGACAGUGACUCUGUGGUGUCAGAGAGGCUCGUCUCGCCUGGAUCCGGAGCAGAAGGACCGGGUUUCAGCUUCAGCCCAGCCUGGGCCCUGGCUUUCUAUGGAGAGGACUGUUUCCGUCCAGAAGUGAUCCAGUACGCAGGGAAUCUGGGGCGGCACUCAGGAUCACCAUGUCUGGAUGUGAAAACACAGGAACUGCAGCAGCAGCUGAUGAUUGAAACAAGGAAUCUAAAGAAAAGCAGAAAUUUCUACCAGAAGCUGAUUCAACAGGAGAGAAAAAACAGAGGUUCAGACAACAAACUAAUGGUGUCCAAACUCAAGACCCAGCUUGAAGAACUCAGAUCCAAAGUGGUCUUCUUGGAUAGUGUGAGGAAAUACCUGGAGGUCCUGAGUGUGGACCAGUGGGGUUUGGAAGUUUCAUUGUUACCAUCUUUAUCUGUCUGUGGACCCGGCUCUCUGGAUCUCCAGUCUUCUGAGGAGCCGUCUGUCCUGAGCUUUGGUACCAGCAAGGGGAAGAGAACUCUGCAAGCAGGGUCUCCUGAAGGCCUCAUGGCUUACCUCUAUGCCAGAAAUGCAGUUAUGGAGGGCUACAUCCAGCAGUUUCUGUACACCUACCGUUUCCUUUGCACUCCUGAGCAGCUGCUGCACUUCAUCAUGGAUAAAUUCAUCCAUGCUGCAAGACAAGGUCCGGACAUGUCAGGAGACAGUGAGAAGAUCUUUCAUCGUAGUCUGGACCUGCUCCAACUCUGGGUGACAGACUGCAGACGGGUGGAUUUCAUAUCCAAAUCCAGCCUUGUGGAAACCUUAGAAAACUUCCUGAACACUGAGGUCAUUCCUGUUGACUGCAGAGGGGAGGCCAUUCUUGCUGUUCUCCACAACCCCCCAAGCAAGACUUGGAGCCAAGGAAGAGGAAGCCUGACCAGUUUUGAGGAUGAUGAUGAUGAUUACAUGUCUGUGCAUUCAUCUAGUGAGGACCUCGGGAGAAAGGUCAGUUGGAGGUUCUCCAGAGUAGUGGAGCCCUCCUCCUCCCUGCCCAAAGAGAAGGCCUUCUCCAUCGCCGCUGCCCUCCCCAUGCCGUGCUACAGCUCCAUGCUGGACGACCUCUCUAACGUCUGCCUGCAUGGCGAGGAGCGGCUCCCCUUCAGCCAGAGUGACUACAGUGCGCAUCACAUCGCCCAGCAGCUCACCCUCCUGCAGCAGGAAAUGUUCCAAGGGUGUCAUCCAGUCCACUUCCUCAACUCCAGAGUACAAGGAAUCAUGAACAAAGCCUCAGCCCCCAACAAGAAUGUGUCUCAGCCUGUCCCACCAGCAGAGGGCAGCAGUCUGCUUGAUUGUGAGGGGAUGUCUUCAGACAGCUUCCUUCAGCGACUGCUCGCAUACGCCGACAGCCUCACUAACUGGAUCUCAGCUGAAAUAGUCAUCUGUGACUCGGUCAAGACACAAGCUGCUGUGCUGACCAAGUUUCUGUGGAUAGGGAAACACUGCUACGAAGCGAGGAACUUUGCCACCGCUAUGCAGGUCCUCGGGGGUCUGGAGAACGUGAUUGUCAGGCAAUUACCAGCUUGGAAACAUCUGUCUUCCAAGGUGUGUGAGAUCCUGGAGGAGCUACGAGCUGUGCAGGUGUUUUUAAAGAGUGAUGACCUGUGUCUGAUGGGGGGAGAACAUGCAAGAAAAAGGCCCACCUUGCCCUCAGCUUAUAUCCUUGCCAUGCACGUGCAGCAGCGGGAGAUCGGAGCCUUCACACUCACCACUGGGGCAUACAAGUGGACGAAGCUGAGCCUGUGCUGGUGAACAGAACCAGCUACCAAGUCUCCUGUGGGACUACUUUAUCUAGAAGAGGCGACUCUGAAGGAGAACCCACUGACUACCAAACAGCGUCAUGCAAGGGAGGAAACACUUCAAAUGUUGCCAUGCAGAGGCCUCAGUGAGUCCCAGACUUCUCAAAGGAGGAUAAAAAACGACAGGUUAGCAUAUAAGCUGGCAGGCUAGCCAGUGUGAUAUGUAAUAUCAGCAGAUCAGUUGAGUGUUUGUACUAGAACCACCUUGCAUCUUACCAAACCCAACAUGACAAGCUUAUUAAAACAAGCAAGUUCCAUAACAACAAAUAAGCUGCAGUUAUUUGGAGGUCUCAUACGUGUUCUCAUUACGAUAGCUAAACAGCUAAAAGGCAUUGGGCUAGUAGCUAAUGUUGCUUUUUUUCUUUCUUUUAAUCUGAUUUAUUUUAUUUCAUUCUUAAAGCUCAUGUGAGAAAUGUCUGGUGUGGGUUGAUUUUGCUGCCCCCCUGUGUACAAAGCUGUAGCUAUUGUGUCUCGGCUGUUCUUUUCCCAUACUGUGUGAGAGGGUCAGUCACACAUAUCACUCACUGUGAAUUUUUGCAGUGGAAAACGUAAACAAAGGCUGUGUAUUUUACUGCCACAGACUUUAUUUGACAUUACCCUGGCAGUUACAAGCUUUAAAACCUACUGUACAUUUAAAUGAUCACUCCUGUCUGUGACGGUCUUGUUUGUGUCUGUGGAUCAUUAAGAGGCAUCAAAAUUAAUUUGAGUCUUUUCAUAACCAGCUAAAACCCCCUCACAGGAGCUUUAAUCUCUUCUUUAUUGAACAUAAAAAACAGAGAUUUAAUGGUCUGAAUAAGAACGUUUCAUUUAUCGAGUGUGGCAAAAGUUAGGUUGGAAAACUUUCUGCUCCAGAGUGAAAUUAAAGAAGUCUGUAAAAAAAAUCCUGCAGUGAAACAAUAUAACUACAUUAAAAUUUCAAAUGGGUCUCCACUGUGCAAUCCAAUACAUAUAUUCAGGCUCACAGCUUUAUUGCCACUCUCACAUGUCUUUCUUUAUGAUACUAUAUCAUAUUUCCAUUCAGGAAAACACAUCAGCCUAUGCAUAAAACUGCUGGGAGAGUUUCUCUGUGUCUGUGAGAUGUUGCAACUCAAUCCCAGGGCUCCUAAUCCCACCCCCUCCCUUCCUUUUAGAUUACGACCAUGAUUUUCUGCUUGCUUUAACUUACUGAAAGGUGAUGUAUCGGUAAAAUUAGCACACAGCCAGAGCUCUCCCUGUUCAGACACAUUAUAAGAACAGUAAGUGUCAUUUACUGAUAAUUAGCUCUCUGCCCACAUCCAAAGUAUCCAUCUAUGACAAAGUCGGCCAAUUCUCCACGAAGAGUGUUUUUUCUGUGUCCUUCUCCUCCUCUCCAAUAUGGCUGACCAGAUGCUGAGGUCAAAACGAGAGGUGGAGGGAUGCUAAUGGCACAGCUGUUGGAUUUGGGUUGUCAGUAGGGGUGCCAGUGUUACACCAGAUGGCGCCUGUGGGAUGGGGUUUGAUUGGAAGAGAGGUUUUGGGCCAGAUGCUGGGAGGCCACUGGUUGCGCCAGAUGCUGGGGUCAGGAGAUGUAGCAGAAAGGCAGAGACACAGCUGGUUACUGUGGACCCGAGGUUACCCCUGCUCUCUCCAAAUCAGGUCAAAGCUGGUGAGGCUGUUGGGUAGAGAGCUCAGGCCUAAAAUGCAGAAUUUAGCAUGUGUUUUCACUAUUUCUUUUGUUCUGUGUACCCAUUUUAUGUCACUUCAUCCUCUUAUCCA